AGUAGAAAAUUGAUUUCCUUCCUGAUUUUCAAAAAGAGAACUCAAACCUUCAGUGUGUUACUAUCCGUCUCAGAGUGGGGGUAGAAAUAAUCGUAUCCUCACUUCGGGACAUUGUUAUACAAUAUCCUACACACAUGCGUGGUCUUUGUUGUUUUUUCCUCUUAAUCCUGACCCAAGUGUCUUUCAGCACCGUCAAAGUCGUUGGCUUCUUUGGGGACAAUGUGACUUUGCCCUGUAGCUAUGACACCCAAAUUCAUGGCACUCUGGAUUUUUGUUGGGGACGAGGGAAACUGCCCCUGUCCAAAUGCUCCAACACUAUCCUCUCCGAGCAGGGAGGUAUGCUUUUCAGGCAGUUCUCCAGGUACCAGCUACUGGGCGGGGUGAAAAAAGGGAAUGUGUCCCUGACCAUCCUCAAUGCUCAGUGGGAUGAUGCAGGGAAGUACAGCUGCAGGAUUGAGAUCCCAGGGUGGUUAAAUGACCAAAAGUUCAACAUAGACCUGGUCAUUGAGGAAGCUCCUAUGCAACAGCCAGUCACACAAGAGACACGAGAAAUACUGACAUCUAUGAGUGAAAGGAUUCCAACAACAAUGGAAAAAAUCCUGAGACUGGAAGACAUUGGCAGGAUGGCAGCUAUUUUCCUCGUCACUACAAUCAUAAUCCUCGCCUAUAUUUUCCGGAGAGGAUGUAUGCUGAGGGGAACACUUCAACAUCCUAACAUCUCAACUGAUGAGAACAUUUAUGAAAGCAUCCCAAUACCUGAGUGAUGGUCAACAUUACAAGAACAGGGGAGUUGCAUACUUCUAUGUCUGCUUGUCAUGCGUUAACUAUCCACCUUUUGAACUCUUAUCUUUUAAUUAGUAAGAGAGCAAAUAUAUAACCAAUUUCCCUCAUAAAGCAGCUUACAGUGUGCCGCUUUUCUCAGACUAUACUAAAAAAGUCAUAUGUGUGUCAUAUUGGCUGAGAAGAUGCAAAACUAUUCUGCAGAUUAAUUCAUUGGUUUUUAUUUUCUGCCUGUUUUGCAUGACAAAACUGAUCUCAGGGCCUUACGCUUUUGUGGAGGGUUUGGUUGAUAGUUGUGGACACAAUGCCACCUACUGGACUGUAUGAAAACGUUAUUAAAAAUGUAGACAAGUUUGCACCCUGAGUGCACUGUGAGCUCCUCUGUGUGCAGAAUGAAAUACAGAGAAAGCGAGGACAGUAUGUUCCUACAGUACGUGUUAAAAAGUUGGAUCUAAUAUAUGAUGUAUUAAUAUAAAAAAAUAUGCCCAAUAAAGAGU
Molecule: messenger RNA, 1277 nt
Organism: Larimichthys crocea (large yellow croaker)
Lineage: Eukaryota; Metazoa; Chordata; Actinopteri; Sciaenidae
Product: hepatitis A virus cellular receptor 1 homolog
Exons: 6
Coding region: 135-764 (209 amino acids)
Biological process (GO): apoptotic cell clearance; cytoskeletal rearrangement involved in phagocytosis, engulfment
Molecular function (GO): phosphatidylserine binding
Source: RefSeq, a predicted model, not a curated record